CAAUUAGAAAAAUGAAGAAAAGGAAACACAUUUGUGAUUUGGACCUUGGUUCUGACAGCAUGCUGCCCAAAAAGACUACCGUCCCUGGGCGAGCGUGUCGCUACUUACGCAAGCUGGGCCAGCUCACGAAGCUGCACCCGGAAACCUUCGAGCAUUUCCGCAGCUACUCGGCCGUGGUCGCCGAACGACAGCGACAACUGCUGGAAGACGGGGGGCACGUUAUACACCCUUUUAGUAUUAUCAGCCUAGCGUGGAUGACUUUCAUGAUAAUAGUGAACUUAGCACACAUGAGCCUGUCGACUCUCCGGCUGUUCUUCGUGCUGCAGCCGGUAAACAAGACCACGGUCCACCCGGUAGACAGGCCCAUACUCUGCCUCAACGUCAUCUGCCUGAUUGACAUGCUCAUAAAGAUCAACACGGGAUAUGUUCACAAGAAGCAGUCCCUCAUUGUUAUGAGGAGGAAGUCCAUUUUCUGCCGCUACCUCCGUCGCUGGUUUAUCAUUGACUUGGCAUCUAGUUUGCCCGUCGCCUACGUGGUACUCCACAUGAACUUAGACCGGCGACUCGUGCUGGUCGCGCACUUCAUGGCCGUACUCCGGGUCACCAAGAUCUACACCGUCACCGGCAACGUGAAGAUUUUUAUGAGAAUCUUCACGGAGUCGUACAUCGUGCACGGGCUGGUGCGGCUGACACUCCUGUUCGCGCUGACCACGCACUGGUGCAGCUGCCUGCUGUACAGCCCGGCCGUCGUGCAUUACUACUGGACCGGCACUAUGCACGGCACACCCAACUACCACAUGAAUAUUUAUAGAACAGAGACUCAGGUUCAAGAUAUGCAGACCCGCUACAAUAAAGCUCUUAUCGUAGCGCUUUCCUCUUUCUUUGGUACCGGUUUUACAAUGUUUCGUUCGACUGCGCCAGAUGAGAUCUUAGUUCAUUCCCUGAUUAUUGUGUAUGCAGCAAUGUUCAUGGUUUUCACCCUGGUUUUCCUGAUCAAAAGUUACUUGACGAUCUUUGGAUCUAUUAUGCGGUACCAGGGGCUCAUGAAUCAAGUAGAGGAAUACAUGAAAUACAGGCAGUUCCCGCUUUCUCUGAAGAAGCGAGUUCGUGCCUUCUAUCAGUACAGGUACCAAGAGCGGUAUUUCAAAGAAGAGGCUGAUCUUGACUGCCUGUCAGAGGAGCUUCGUGACGAAAUCAAACUGCACACAUGUCGUACACUGGUGCAUAAAGUGAAGUUGUUCGAGGACGUGCCGGCCAGCGUGGUGGGCACGGUGCUCGGCUGCCUGCGCCCCGAGGUUUACCUGUCCAAUGACCUGGUGGUGCGAGCGGGAGACAUCGGGGAUUGCAUGUACUUUAUAGCCACGGGGACUGUGGCGGUGUACUCCUUGAAAGGUGUCGAGGUGUGUCACCUAGAAGACGGCACGCACUUCGGCGAGGUGGCGCUUCUCAUGAAGGACAGCAAGCGCGUGGCCACUGUCGUUGCCGUCGAGAUCACACAACUGUACCGGCUUGAUGCACACGACUUCAACCGAUUCGUAAUGUCCAACACGACAUUAUACAACCGCAUCGAAGCGCUGGCGUCGCUUCGCAUGCACGAGACUACGCUACUGGACGACGCGUUCCGCCGCGAGCGAGAGAGUCAGCAGGAACAACACCAGUCUGAUAUGAUGCAUGAAGUCCCGGCUCCCAUGACUGAGCCUUGAGGACAACAGACCCCAUCAUUUUGAUUUAUUGUUCUAAGAAGGCAACCACGAAACCUGUAUUCAUAAUGAGGAAGUUCUUUUUCAUGGAUUAGUGUCUGAACAAAAUGUGAUACAAGUUAUUGUGGGGCUUUGUCAGUAAUUCUGGUAACAAUUAAGUUUAUAACUAGUAUUGUAAUUUAGCUUUUCAGCUUAGUUUUAGAAGCAAUAGUUUACUUCUUAGACUUGCUCUUCAUGUUAAUACUUGGCUGUAGAGCAGAAAAUUUAGAUAAUUUAUGGUAAAAUAUAGUAUUUAUGAUGGAAACAAGAAAAAUAAUAUUUAAGUCUUAUUUAUUUCAGUAACAGCUGAAUUUUGAUAAAUGCCUUAGAAGACAUAAAAACAAUGAUUGUUUAAUUAAGGAUUGUAAAUGUUCAUAGCUAAAUUAUGACUGUUUUAUUAGCCAUAAACUUAAAGAGAAAUAAAGUUUUGUAAGUGAUAAAUAAAAUCUUGUUUUCUUAGAUAUAAAAUUUAUGAAUACAAACAAACAUUUUGGUUUACACCAAUCUUCGUGGCAACCACACUCGGAAUGCGAUACAUAACUUACAAACUAACACUUCUGGCGGUAUCACACGAAGAUGCCAACCCAUAACAACAAGAACAGAAUACCGAAACCUGAAAAUAGGGAGGCAACUAGUGAUAACAAUAGCUCUUUGAACAGAUCUCUCGAUAAUUUAGUGCUUGUGACUUCGUACACGAAGAACCACGCAGUAAAGAAGAUGCCGAUGCCCAGGAGAAGCAGCGUGAGAUG
This is a messenger RNA of Helicoverpa armigera (cotton bollworm), 2488 nucleotides long. Its product is annotated as potassium/sodium hyperpolarization-activated cyclic nucleotide-gated channel 3. The transcript has 12 exons. Gene Ontology annotation, molecular function: voltage-gated potassium channel activity. NCBI's taxonomy places the organism in Eukaryota, Metazoa, Arthropoda, Insecta, Lepidoptera, Noctuidae. Gene Ontology annotation, biological process: regulation of membrane depolarization; potassium ion transmembrane transport; sodium ion transmembrane transport. Gene Ontology annotation, cellular component: HCN channel complex. The record is from RefSeq and is a predicted model, not a curated record. Bases 12 to 1703 code for a protein of 563 amino acids.